Molecule: messenger RNA, 1653 nt
Organism: Linum trigynum
Lineage: Eukaryota; Viridiplantae; Streptophyta; Magnoliopsida; Malpighiales; Linaceae
Source: the annotation of a GenBank genome assembly
GGAGAGCAGGGAGUGUUGAGGAAGGUUUUAGCUAUAGCAGUAGCUGUAACCUAAUCGGUGACGGUGGGUUUUUUUUUAGGUGAGUCCUUUUUAUUGUUAUCUUUAUUCCUCUCUGGUUGUUUAAGGGUUGUUGGGAGGAUCCACAGUAGGACACGUCAAAGUGGAUUUGAAAUAGUUUUGUUUCUUUGAUUUGUUUAGUUGAGGGUGAGAUUUCGGUACUGUUGCUGUCUUUUCCUUAACAGCUUAUUUUAUGGCUAUACUAUAGUUGGUCCCAUGGAGCAUUUACUAUGUUUUUUCCCAUAAAUGGAGCUUUUACUGUGUUUCCUGGCCUGCCAUUUACUUAGAACUCUUAUUCUCCAGCAUAAAAGUUAUAUUGAAGCAAUCAAAUUUGUCCCCACUCCUAACAUACAGAAGUAGAAAGAGACACCUACCCAAAAACAAAAGAAAGUAGAAAGAGACACCAAUAUAUUAUCAGGCUUGUGUUACUUUGUUCUUUUUCUUGCUUUCAUUAUAUUAAAUAUCUUGUUAUUUUUGGAUUCUCAUUUGGUUCUCGUUUAACCAAUACAGUAAAGUAUAUCUAACAAUGUGUUUUAAUGACUAAUCUACAAUGGUUCAUGUUUAACCAAUACUAAGUACAUAAGCAUAAACUAAUAUAAGCUUGAUUUUCAUUUUGAUGUGCAGAUGACUGAAUAUCUUGAACUUGAUUUUCAUCACGGAGGAAUGAUGGACUUCUCGGGAGAUGUCCCACGCUAUGUUGGGGGUUUUUCGGUGAAGGUCAACGUGGAUAAGGAUGAGAUGUCCUUCUUUGAAAUAGUGAAUGUGGCUACUGUAUAUCUGAAGUAUGUAUCUGUCCGCAAAAUUUGGUAUUUGACUCCCAAAGCUAUCAUGGCUACGGGUCUACACGAGGUGAGAAAUGAUGAGGAUGCGAUGAUAGGGUUGUUGGUCGAUGCUGCAAAUACUAAGAUCAUCUCAGUAUUUGUAGAAGUUGUUGAUCCGAAUGAUGGUGCGAUGGGUGACAAUAACAAAGUAAACGCCGGUACAGAUUUUGUAGGGCAGCAUGGUAACAACUCUGUGGCUAGGGAGAUACAUCAUGUUAUUGAUUCGAAUGAUGCGAUGACUUCGGAUGAAGACUACAUUGAAGGGCUGUCAAUUAUGAAAAUGCUUGGAUUGACAAUGAGGGUUGCAACAUGGGAUUAUGCUUCUGGGGAAGAGGUGGGCCAACCUAAUGAAAUGGUGCGAGUUCCACAAGAUUCUGAUUCUAAUGAUGUUUCAUAUUAUCCUGAUCAAGAGGAUAAUUUAUCAUAUUCUAAUGAAGAUGUGUAAGCUUUUUAUUCUGAUGAAGAGGACCCGCCUUCUAACGAUUAUCAACAAGUGCAAGAAGAAUCAACUUCUUAUUAGUGGCUUCACCAUAUGAAAACAGAAGUUCAUUUCAUUUUUUUUUUUUUUAACUCUUAUCACACUUUAUCCUUUAUAGCUUAAUGGUGCUAAUGGAGCUGGAGUAUCUGCAGCGUUUGUUGGGAGCCAAGUGCCAACUAAUAGAGAUUGACACCGUGCAAGUGCCUGCAACUCAACCACUAGAGUGAUGGACUCUUUAGCAGAAUUUGCAGCUUAAUUAGUAGACACUAAUUAGAAAAAUAGAAUUUAGUUUCAUCG